Molecule: messenger RNA, 2200 nt
Organism: Durio zibethinus
Lineage: Eukaryota; Viridiplantae; Streptophyta; Magnoliopsida; Malvales; Malvaceae
Product: protein EARLY FLOWERING 5-like
Biological process (GO): RNA processing
Cellular component (GO): spliceosomal complex
Source: RefSeq, a predicted model, not a curated record
GUUUCUGGAUCUUAUUUCCGUAGAGUUGAGGUCCAACGAGAGUGGGUCUUGAUCGAUUGGCCCAAGGGGAAACACGUAACCACAUAGUAAAAUAAACAAAAUAAAUCCUUCGAAGGAAAAUAUCAUCACUUCCUCGGAGAGGAAUUUUCGUAGCGGAUCGUCGUAUUUUUUUCUUUGCUCGGCCUAUUGAAACCGAAAGGUGUAUUGUUUCACCUCCGAUUUGAAGUCGUAAAAAAUCAGAAGAGUAAGAGAAGGAAGAAGAAACCCUAAAAAGUUGAAAGAAAAUUAAAAAAGAGAAGUUUGAAAAGAGAAGAUGAAGACGACAAAAGGAGGCAAAGUGAUGAACCCCACGGACGCCUACCGUAAGGAGCUCCGUAAGAAAGAACUUAAACGGAACAAGAAGGAAAGGAAGAAGGUGAGAGAGGUGGGGAUUUUGAAGAAGGAUCCGCAGACAAUCAUGGAACAGAUUGAGAAGUUAGAAAUGAUGAAGGCUGAAGGUGCUUUAGACAAAGCAAGAAAACACAAGAAGAGACAACUUGAAGACACACUUAACCUUGUCUUAAAGAAGAGGAAGGAAUAUGAAGACAAAAUGAAGGAGAAGGGUGAGACUCCUGUUAUGUUCAGUCACUUGGGGCCUCCUCGGAGAAGGACAACCGCAGAAGAAGAAGAGAGAGCAAAGCAUCCUAAGCCUGAAGACUCUGUUUAUUAUCACCCCACUCUGAAUCCCACGGGGGCUCCACCACCUGGAAAGCCACCUAUGUACAAAUCAUCAAUAGGACCUAGAAUUCCCUUGACUACUGCAUCAUCAAGUGCUGCUGCAUCAUCUUCACAGACAGAGUCAGAGGAUAUUCCUGUAGAUGUAGCACCUCCACCUCCUCCACCGCCGCCUCCUUUGCCAGAUACUGGUAAAUCAAACUCAGGGGAUGGUUCUGUUCUGCCAGCAUCUUUGCCUCUACCACCCCCACCUCCGAUGCCACCCAAGCCUGCCACGGCAAACUUGGGCAUUGCUUUGCCUCCACCACCUGGGCCACCAGCUAAAGAGCAAGUUGCAGUUCGCCCUCCGCUACCUCCACCUCCUCCUCUUCCACAGUCUGUGCAACCACCUCCACCUGGCAUUAGUGGAAACGAAAGAGAGAAAAUAUCUGUACUGUCAGAUGACUUGACCUCCAAGGGACUUUCUCAGGUGCCUCCUGUGCUCCCUCCCCCUCCUGGAAUGCCCCCUAAAUUGGCAAUUAACCAGGCUGAAGGUGCCUCUUCAUCAGAAGCUGAUGCCAAUAACCACCCGGGGAUAAAAGAGGUUCCUAAAAUGGUUCCACCACCCCCACCUCCUCCCAGGCAACAACCUCCAGUGCCUGGACCUGCCAUGGUCCAAGUUUUACAGCCCGAUGUAUUACCCCCAGGAAUAUCACAUUUCCCUCCACCACCACCUCCAGACAUGCGGGCACCCCUAUCUGCCAGUGGACUUCCUGGUCAAGCUGCUCCCCCUGGAAUGAUGGUCCCACUAAUUCCAAGACCACCUUUGGGCCCUCCACCAGGACCUCCACCAAUGAUGAGACCGCCACUUCCACCUGGUCCUCCUCCGACUGCACUGGAUGAUUAUAAUUCUGCAAAUCAACCACCUUUACCACAGAAGCCAUCAUAUAUUAAAUCUGCUGCAUCUACUGUUGUUAAGCGGCCACUGGCUCAGCACCAGCCAGAACUUACAGCUAUGAUUCCUGCAUCGGUUCGAGUAAGGAGAGAGACUGCUGCCCCAAAAGCAAAACCAAAGCCUUUACUCUCAACCAUCACAGCGACCACCAAGCCUGUAGCUCCUAUCAUUGUGAAGCCAGAAUCAACCAGCUCAUCAUCAGCUCUGAAGGCACAGAGCAUUGAUGACUCGUACACGGCAUUCUUGGAGGAUAUGAAGGCACUUGGCGCACUUGAUAGCUGAUAGCUAUUGAGAUGUCAAGGAAAAGCAGCUGCCAUACAAUCAGAUUGAAGCAUGUACAAGCUAUUUUUAGGGAUAUGUGGCUUGAACGAUAUUAUUGUUCUUGGGGGCUUGUGUUCCCAUGUUGUUGUAUUGUCCAGGGGAACGCUUCUCAUACUGUAAUGCCUCAUUUUUUAUUGGCAAACUUUGAAGCCUUAUCAGUUAAUGAGACUCUGUAAGUCAAGGCAAUUUUCGUAAAGUGAAUUAUAAAAUAUAUCUGCUCCGAUCAACAAA